Molecule: messenger RNA, 2936 nt
Organism: Planococcus citri (citrus mealybug)
Lineage: Eukaryota; Metazoa; Arthropoda; Insecta; Hemiptera; Pseudococcidae
Product: hemicentin-1-like
Exons: 17
Coding region: 431-2881 (816 amino acids)
Source: RefSeq, a predicted model, not a curated record
UGACGAUGACGAACAAAUUUACUAAAUGAAAAAUAUAAUUGCGAGGUGAUUUCUGUGUACAGAUUGUUCGCCAUAGAAAUUUUAGCCGACAACUCAACAACAUGUCAUAUCUCAUGCAGACUCAUUGCGGUAAAUUAUAUCAACCAGGCAUCUGGUCAAGUUUGAAAAGCUUUGAAAAACGAUAUCUACUUCUUAAUUCUUAAGAAAAUGAUCGGUUUGGAGGAAAGACAACAACAACUUCAAUCUUGUCUGUCUCUAUGCAGUCCGAAACGAGUGGAUAGGAUAUGGCAAUAAUCCGAUGCAAAAAAGUACACAGGGUUUUCAGCAGCAACAUCGAAAUAUCAAAUGUAUUCUUGAAUGAAGUGGAAUUCGGCUCAAGUUAGUUGAAUCGGAAUAAUAUGAUCCCAAACAGAAAUUCUCAAAGAAUGAAAUGGACGUGAUUUUAGUAAUUUUAUGUGCUUUUGCGAUAGCUAAAGAGGCCAUAUGUCUCGAUAAUGAUGGAAAGCGUAUCCAGGAAUAUAAUCAAACUGUUUCAUUCAACAAUACGGAAUAUGUGGAUGCAUCAUCUUUAUUGUCUCUCUCCAGUUUAGCAUUUGUUUUUGAUGUGACUGGUUCAAUGUCCAGUGAACUGGACCAAGUGAAAAGUGGUGCUAAGAAAAUAUUGAAAACAAUCGCAGAACAUAAGGAAAAGGUCAUCUACAAUUAUAUUCUCGUCCCAUUUGGAGAUCCGAAUAUAGGACCUUACGUUGCGACCACAAAUACUACAGAAUUCAGGGAAAUCCUCGGCGAAUUGACUGUAGAACGAGGGGGCGAUUGUCCUGAAAUGUCACUGACUGGAAUCAAAAAAAGUUUGGAACUGAGUCUGCCCAAUUCUUACAUUUACGUUUUCACCGAUGCUCAUCCUAAAGAUACGCAUUUACUCGCCGAUGUGUUGGCUUUGAUACAGAAGAAAAAUUGCCAAAUUGUUUUUGUGUUGACUGGAAACUGUGACGAUGGUGAAGAUCCUGCUGAAUAUGUAAAAAUAGCCGCCGUCAGUACCGGUCAAAUUUUUGAUUUGUUUAAACACGAUGUUCAUCAAGUUCUGGAGUUCAUACGAGUUUCUUUAAGAUCGCAUAAAGUGAACUUGCUAUCUAUUGAUGGUGCCAGUAAUUGCUCGAAUACUUUCGCUGUUCCCAUUGACGAUACCUUGAAUGAACUGACCAUUUCGUUAGCUGGCAAAAAAACACUCAUGAAUGUGACCGAUGCCCUUGGUAAACGAAUCGAUGGUACCUCAAAAGCUAACAUGUUACUGAAUUUGGAAAACAUUAAAAUCAUCAAUAUACAGAAUCCUAAACCUGGACUCUGGAAAAUAUCUGUCCGUUGCGUUUCGUCGUAUUAUACGUUGAGGACUACUGGCCAAAGUAAUUUCAGUUUCGUUCAUGGAUUUUCUGUCGAAUGGGUAACAUCUUUAAAUGAAACUAGCCAUCAACCUUUGAAAGAUUUUCAAAACUAUCUCCUAGUGGCUCCGACAAACACGAAGCAUAUUGUGAACUUCACUGUUUGUGAAAUAGUCACUCUUAAUGGAACUGUAAUAAAUAUCGUUUGGUUGCAAAAAAUGGAUAAUAGGCGUGAUCUUUACUAUGGGCAAUUUGUACCCAAUGACACAAAUUUCCAUUUACAAGUAAGCGGUUUGACGAAAAAUGGUUCUGUGAUAAGAAGAAUUACUACAUCAGCAAUAAGCUCUGUUUCUGCAAAAGCACCAAUUAUUACACUACCGGAUGAACAAACAUUCAAAAAAUCAGUAUCGAGUUCGUUAAUUUGUAAAGUUGAAUCGUUGCUUCCAUUCACGGUUCGAUGGUUUAAAAAUGGCGAGUACUUGAAUAUUUCAAAAACUUACAACCAGUCAGCGGCCGCUUUUUAUCCACUGGAAAAUCCAUCAGCCGCAGAUUCUGGAAAUUAUACCUGUCAAGUAACCAAUGAAAAUGGCACUUCUACUGCGAACACCAGUGUUCAGAUAAUUGAACUGCCUUCCAUCCAACAAAAUUUAACUGAACAGAUAAUUGUGAAACUCGAUGAUGAUAUCGGAAUUCCUUGUACAGCUGGCGGAUUUCCUUUGCCUGUGAUUAAAUGGCUGUUCAAUCAUACCAACGAAGUUGUGAAUGAAAAUGUCACUGAUAAUGUUGCUAUUUUACCUGACAAUACAUUGCUGUUGAUGAGUGUUACGUCAAACAAUUCCGGAAUUUAUUCAUGUAUUGCUGAAAAUAGUAUUGGCAACGAUUCCAAGCAUUACGAAAUUAUUAUUAUUGAUGAAAACGUUCGAGAGCCCGGAGUAAUUGUAAUCGAAGUACAGGAGUCAGAAAGAGCCAUUUUGGAUUGUCCGACUCCGCAGAGCAGUAAUUAUCAUGUCCAAUGGCUAAAGGAAAAUUUUCCCCUCGAUAUGAAAGUGAACGAACGAGCUGACGAGCCUAGAUACGUUUUAAAACAAGAAGGGAAAAUAUUAAAAAUACUUCACGUGAAGUCUUCCGAUUCUGGUUUAUACACUUGUAUGGAGACCGUCUUUUUGGAAACGAACUUGCAUCAUUUCUUACUGGAGGUUUUGGUACCGCCAUAUUUUCUUGCAGGUAUCGACGAUAAGACGUCAAUAUCUGUGCCAGAAAACCAAACCAUCAUGUUGAACUGUACAGUGGACGGGUAUCCCUUACCAAAGGUAGUGUGGAAGAAAAACGACUUGAAAUGGCCAGUUAAUAAGUGGACUUUGACAGAUAUCUCGUUCAAAACUUCCAGCAGGCAGUUUUUGGUGAUAAACCGUGCCAAAAAAGAUAUUCACAGUGGCAAUUACACAUGCAUCGUGAAAAAUAAAUUAACUACUUUACAACGUACCUUUAUUUUGCAUGUGUGGUGAACUUGUGUUGCCUACUAAUUUUCACUACUUAUAUUAAUAAACGUUUUCUUUCUUA